Messenger RNA from Naegleria lovaniensis, 1809 nucleotides. RefSeq lists its product as uncharacterized. The record is from RefSeq and is a predicted model, not a curated record. The coding region runs from base 1 to 1809 and encodes 602 amino acids. Lineage: Eukaryota; Heterolobosea; Eutetramitea; Acrasida; Naegleriidae. The transcript has a single exon.
AUGAAAUCGAAAAAACGAAAAAUUGAAAAUGUUACAGAAGAACACUCACUGAAGAAUGAUAUGAAAUUACCGAAUGUUUACGGACAUGAAGAAUGGAAAGGAGCCGUGUUGUUAUUAAACGAAUUACUGUUGUGGACGGAUCAAGAAAAAUUGGAUCAUGUUAAGCUGGAAAUUCCGAAAGAGAAUGAUGAUGAUAUUCAUUUGAAUAAUAAGAAUGAUCACAGUGAUGAUAUAUCAAUGAGAGAAUUGAUGAGAAAAAAUCAUUUUGAAUUUGAGAUUUUAAAUUUCUUUCAACAUCAUCAAGUCUUGAACAUCAUUCAACAUGAGAAAUCAUCAUCCCGAAUGAACAAGUUGAUAUCUGAAAUUGUUUUUAAUGUACUGAUACCCAUUCUCUCGAGUCCAAUUGUCAUGGAUGCGAAUAUUCAUUCAUUCACUUCUUCUUCCUCGGAACAUGUUUUACACUCUCAAAGCUGUUGGCUGGUUCGAGAACGCAUGGUUAUUUUCCUUAGUCAAAAGUGUCUAUUCAAUUUAUGGAAGUUGGAAUCUUCGGAAACAACCAAACAAUUCAUCAUUCAUGCAGUGAUGAAAAAUAUUUCUGAAAACCUGCUCAAGACUCAUCUCGAUAUUUUCAAAGAAUUUAAUCCAAAUACGGAACCAUUAUUGUUUUUGAGAAAUUGCCUCAAAUAUGUAAGGAAGGAACGAGACCAACUGAGUGAGGAAUUAACUUCAAAUCUGUAUGAAAUAUUUUCUAAAUUUAUAGAGCUCACAUGUUCAACUCUGGCAGAUCAACAGUUGGCAUUUACAUUGCUGUUCAUCAUGGAUGAUUUGAUUUACAAUUAUUUGAAAUUUUGGAAGUGUCUAAAUCAGCCGGCUGACGACUCGAACGGUGAGAAGUUUCGUGAAAUUUCAGCAAUUAUUAAUUUUGUCAAGUUACAACUUGUGAAACGCGAAAGUAUGGACGUGAAUUGUAAGAAGCUCUUUUCCAUAAUGAGAUCAAUCAUUAAUAUCAGCAAUUGUGCUGCAAUAGUACCAACUCUGCUUGAGACAUGUUCAUUCAUUCUUGAGCAUUUUUUGAGCAAAAUUCUACUCAUGAAUCCAAAUGCAUCUCAAACACUCGUUUCAGAAACUAUGGAUUCGAUUGUGGCAAGGGAGUACUUUUUGUUGGCUUUACGAGCGUUUGAAAUUUGUAUUUCUCUCCAUGAAAAGGGCCUUGAAAUUGUAGAGUCUUUUAUGACGAGAAAUCAAAACAUCCUGUCACAAAUACUUGAACAUACCUCUAUGACUGAUUUUUAUGCAUACAUCAAUGCUAUUGGAGUCUCUCAUGACGUACAUCUAUUAAUGAUAUUCAAUUCAUUGUUGAAUAUUUUCCGAGCAUGGAAAGAAUCAGCACCUACAGGUUGUGGUGAACAUUUUACUAAGAAGGAGAUGCUUGAUUCGUUCAUUCAGGAACAAUUACAUCCUUUGGAAGUCAUGUUUCAAUUUAUUGAAAUUCUUUCAAAAAAUACCAAUGUCAUGAUGGAUUAUUUAAUUUCGGAUGAAACAUGUGAAUAUACAUUACAAUUAUUGUUCAAAUUUGCGAAGUGGGUCAAAUAUAACAUGACGAAUGAAUUGAAAAAAGAAGAACUUGAUUCGUAUGAUGUAAGCCAUGUGAAAGAAAAACUACAGGUUAUUUCAGAGUUUUUGCAAGAAUUGCACAACCAAAUAUUCUCGUUGCAUCAAAAGAAUCUCUUUCCAUACUCGCCGAAACUGUUACAAGAACGACUGAAAGAUACCAUCGAGUCGUUGUCGUCGAAAGAACUCUCUCGAUAA